This is a messenger RNA of Spodoptera exigua (beet armyworm), 3878 nucleotides long. The record is from the annotation of a GenBank genome assembly. Lineage: Eukaryota; Metazoa; Arthropoda; Insecta; Lepidoptera; Noctuidae.
AUUAAUUUAAUGUAUUUUUCAUUACAGAGAGCCGCACUUGUACGCAGUCAGAGUUCCGCUGCAAGACAGGAAGAUGUAUUCCGUUGUCCUGGCACUGUGACAAUGAAAAAGACUGUCCUGAUGGUUCAGACGAGGAGCCGGGCACAUGCAAGGUGAAGUCGUGCGGGCCAGAAGAAUUCACUUGCAGAGGAAGAGACGGCGAAUGUGUCCCACUCACUUGGAUGUGUGAUGACAAUGCGGACUGCUCUGAUGGAUCAGAUGAAAAAGCAUGCAAUGAGACAUGUCGUUCGGACGAGUUUACUUGCGGCAAUGGCAAGUGCAUCCAGCUGAGAUGGGUGUGUGAUGGCGACGACGAUUGCGGAGAUGACAGUGACGAAGUGAAAUGUCCCGCACCUACCUGCCACCCACAAACUCACUUUUCGUGCGGAAACGGACACUGCAUUUCAGCAUGGUGGCGCUGUGAUGGUACUGAAGACUGUCCUGAUGGAACUGAUGAAGUGGGAUGCACGGCGACCCCAAAAGUACGAUCUCCAUGCAUAUCAUCAGAAUUUGAAUGCAAAGACCGCAUGACCUGCGUCCACAAAGCGUGGGUGUGUGAUGGCGACCGCGAUUGUCCUGAUGGAGGAGAUGAAGAUCCUCAGCUCUGUCGAGGCAACGUCACGUGCAGAUUAGACCAGUUCCAGUGCAAAGACCACAGUUGUAUCCCUGGAGCCUUGUAUUGCAACGGCGAUAAAGACUGCCCGGACGGCAGCGAUGAAUUAAAUUGCACUGUAACAAAGACUGUAUGCGACAAGAAGACAGAAUUCGACUGCGGAGGUGGCAUGUGCAUUCCUCUCUCAAAGGUCUGUGACAAGCAUCCUGACUGCCCGAAAUUUGAGGACGAGCCUCGAGACAGGUGUGGAGAGAACGAAUGUGCGAAGAACAAUGGAGGAUGCACACAGCGAUGUGUUGAUACCCCAGUCGGAUAUUACUGUGACUGUGAUAAAGGAUACAAACUUGUGGAUAACAGGACUUGUGAAGAUGUAGACGAAUGUUCGGAUCCUGGCGCAUGUUCCCAAAUGUGCAUCAACGAAAAAGGAACUUUCAAAUGUGAAUGCCAUGCUGGUUACGCCCGAGAUCCUCGUGAUCGCACCAGGUGUAAGGCAACAGAAGGACACCCAUCACUACUGUUCGCUAGACGAUUUGAUAUCCGCAAGAUCAGCCUUGAUCAUCAUGAAAUGGUUGCUAUUGUCAAUGAUACGAAGUCAGCUACAGCUCUCGACUACGUCUUUAGAACUGGAAUGAUCUUUUGGAGUGAUGUUACGGAUGAAAAGAUUUACAAGGCACCAAUCGACGAAGGCACCCAAAGGACGGUGGUGAUCGGAGACCAGCUGAUCACUUCAGACGGGCUCGCUGUCGAUUGGAUCUACAACCACUUGUACUGGACGGACACUGGAAAAAAUCACAUUGAGUUAUCAGACCUCCAAGGGAAUAUGAGGAAGAUCCUCAUCAGGGACCAGCUUGAGGAGCCCAGAGCAAUCGCUUUGAAUCCUCUUGAUGGGUGGAUGUACUGGACUGACUGGGGUCAGGUACCUAAGAUCGAGCGUGCUGGUAUGGACGGCUCCCACAGACAGACGAUCGUGUCAUAUGACGUCAAAUGGCCUAAUGGUCUCACACUGGAUCUUGUCCGCAAACGUGUAUAUUGGGUGGACGCCAAGAUGAACAUGAUUUCUUCGUGCAAUUACGAUGGUACCGGUCGCAGAGUGAUCCUCUACUCUACAGAUGUUUUACGUCACCCAUUCUCGAUAACCACCUUCGAGGAUUGGGUCUACUGGACUGAUUGGGACAAGGCUGCUGUCUAUCGCGCAAACAAAUUCAACGGAAAAGAUAUUGAGGCUAUUACCCCUACACAUAACCUCCAAAACCCCAUGGUGAUCCACGUGUACCACCCAUACCGUCAGCCCGAUGGUAUAAACCAUUGUGCGGCUGUCAAUGGUCACUGCUCCCAUCUUUGUCUCCCUGCACCGCGCAUCACUGCCCACGCGCCACGGGUCUCCUGCGCAUGCCCGAACGGACUAAGACUGCUGCCGGACAACCAGAUGUGCGUCGAAGACAAUGCAAUAAAACCAGAUGUGGAGGUGCAUAAUAAACCAACCAUUGGUUCAAAUGAAACCAUAGUUAUCGAGGAAAAACCUGUAACCAGUGUCCCUGAAACACCAAAGACUGGAACAGGAAUCUCAAGCAGCGGCCGCGAUGCCGGCAUGGUCGCAGGAGUCGUAGUAGCAGUAAUCUCUGGAAUCAUUAUAUUGGGAGCACUGAUCGCAGUGGUUAUGUACAGACAUUUCGUGCACCGUAAUGUUACAUCUAUGAACUUCGACAACCCGGUGUACCGCAAGACCACAGAGGACCAAUUUGCGCUGGAGAAGAAUGGAUACGCACCGGGCAGCAAGCUGUACCCCAGUACCGUGGGCGAAGAGGCCCAAGAACCUCUCAACACACCGGGUACAAAUGACUUUGUAUAGUGUACAAGCUGGAAGUAAAUACAGUAUAUUAUCAUUGAAUGUGAAAAGAAAGAGAAGGACAUGUGAUACUUAAAAUAGUGUUAUCCAGUGAAUGGGACUUAAGCUAACAUUUUUGUAGUAAACUCUAAAAAUAGUUAGCGUUAGUGCAGUGAAGUGAAGCUUAUUGGAACAAAGUUCUGUUUGCUGUUACGCCUCGCGCCGAGAUGGAUCUCAAAAUUACGAUUAUUUCAUCGGCUGUCAUAUCACAACACUCAGUUAAUUUUACACAGAUGCAGGGAACGGCGGGUUUAAGAAAGGAAGCGGGGCAUUUUUAUUACGUUAAUUGUAAAAAUGUGAAGCUAUUAUGGUUGCAAAUCUAAAUUUGUUGGACGAUUUGCAUCUUUGGAUAAUAUUAAUAUUGUUGCGUUGACCGAACGUGUGUAUACGUUCGAGUUACGCAGGGCCGUUGAGCAAUGCUUUCUGCCCUUUUCUAUAUCUGUGUUCUGUACGUGAAAGAGAUCUUGGUAUUGCUUUUUGUACUAUUUGUAUCACAUUAUUAGAUGUUAGAAGGGACAUGUUUGCUCUAAUUUUCUCUUUACACUGUGAAUAGUAUAAACAUUCUAAAUAUUGCUUUAUCGAAUGCCAGGUGCAUUGUAAUUAUUUAUAUAGAAUUUACAAUUUUUUAUUCCACUUUAGUUGAUAAUUUUAAUAUUAUACACGUUUACAGCAAUCCUAAAACUCUUAGACUUCCGCAUUCAGAGAGAAUGAAAAGCUCAUGUUUCAUAAUGAAAUGUACUUAGUUAGUAAUUUCUCAUGAUUUCCUAAAUAUUUUAAAAAUUGAACUGAUUCUGCAUAUUUGAAUAUGAACGUCCGGGUAUUUCACUUGGACUUGAUUUUCUAAUAAAUCUUCGAUUUAUUUAUUUCUAUAACACACUAGGAAAUGUAGGCUAAUAAUGAGAGCAGUAUAAUGUGCCAAUUUUAGUAAAAAUUUACAAUUUUGUCGCCAAAUUAUAUUGUACAAUACUUGAAAGUAGAUGAAUUCUCAAACACUAUAUUUGUUGCGUCUGUAAUUUAUUUGUACUAUAUGAAAUUGUUAUUAGCAUAGUACAGUUUUAAUAUGAAUUUUAUAUUUUAUGUACCAGUUGAGUUUUACCAUCGAAUAUUUUUAUGUAUUUAUAUAUUUAAUAGCAAUGAACGCAUAGUAUUUGGAAUGUGACUUUGUCAAGCAAAAUCCUGCCAAAUUCUUUGAAUAUAAAUGAUUACUCUAUUUGUAAUGUAAUUGAAUUACAUUAAAUACAUACUUGAUGCACAUUUCAUACAAUAUGCCUAGCUCAAUAAGUGUGGUCACUAAAAUAAAUUAUUGUGUAAAUAUUGUCAGUAAAAUAUAUGUAAAAGGUG